Pimephales promelas (fathead minnow) is the source of this 810-nucleotide messenger RNA. The record is from RefSeq and is a predicted model, not a curated record. NCBI's taxonomy places the organism in Eukaryota, Metazoa, Chordata, Actinopteri, Cypriniformes, Leuciscidae.
UCUCUAGUCUGUGUCAUCAAUGACUCACCAGUGACAACGAUGGUUUAUCGCAGCUGAACAUGUUGAGAUUCAUCUCAGAAUCAAACGCGCUCGAGGCUCUCCUUGCAGCCAUAGCAGCGCACGCCAAUCAAAAUUCCGGUUGCCUUGGCAGCGGUUGACGUCAUGGCCCCUGCCCAGUCCCUGCUCCAGCAGAGUACGAGUGGGACGGAAACCCCGUGGAUCGCACGGGAACGCUGUGCUGCGCGCCACAGUCAGUCAGUGAGUGGCAGCUGAACUGUACAGCCGGAGACAGACUCUCAUUCACAGAACCAAGCAGCCAUGGACAAGAGCCAACAAGUGCAGAGAGCCAAGCUGGCGGAGCAGGCCGAACGCUACGAUGACAUGGCUGAGUCCAUGAAGCAAGUAACCGAACUUGGAGAGGAACUGACCGACGAGGAGAGAAACCUGCUCUCUGUGGCCUACAAGAAUGUUGUGGGCGCUCGCCGGUCCGCCUGGAGGGUAGUGUCCAGCAUCGAGCAGAAAACUGAGGGCAGUGACAAACAGCAGAUGGCUAAAGAGUACCGUGAGAAGAUUGAGACCGAGCUGAAGGCCAUCUGCAAAGACGUUCUGCAUCUCCUAGACAAGUUUCUGAUCCGCAACACUUCUCCAGCAGAGAGCCAGGUGUUCUACCUGAAGAUGAAGGGAGACUACUACCGCUACCUGGCAGAGGUCGCCACAGGAGACGAGAAAACCAGUGAGUUUCUCUCAAACAACAUUUAUUAUACAAGAUGCACAGUACAAUUUAUUUUCAUUUGAGAAACGGAUCCAAAU